Molecule: messenger RNA, 1099 nt
Organism: Anopheles bellator
Lineage: Eukaryota; Metazoa; Arthropoda; Insecta; Diptera; Culicidae
Product: glycerol-3-phosphate phosphatase-like
Exons: 3
Coding region: 80-1000 (306 amino acids)
Cellular component (GO): cytoplasm
Molecular function (GO): phosphatase activity
Source: RefSeq, a predicted model, not a curated record
GAUUUGUUUGCACAGUUUUCGAAGGUCUUUUAAAAUUUUUAUAUUUAUUUAUAUCGUGUUUUAAGUUAAUCCUGCCAGGAUGUCAAAAUACUCCGGAACGAACCUUGCGACCCUGGCGCCGGCCGAAGUAAAGCAGUGGAUCGAUUCGUACGACACGGUGCUAACCGACUGUGACGGGGUGAUUUGGGUAGAAAACAAUCCGCUGCCCGGUGCGACCGACGUCAUCAACCGGUUCAUUACCGGUGGCAAAAAGCUGUUCUUCGUGACGAACAACUCCACCAAAACGCGACCAGAGUUUGUGGAGAAAGCGGUCCGAUUGGGUUUCAACGUGACCAUAGAUAACAUCAUCUCCACGGCGUACCUGGCCGCUCAGUAUCUCAAGAAUCUAAACUUCACGAAAACCGUCUACGUAAUCGGCUCGACGGGAAUCACGAAAGAACUCGAUGCCGUUGACAUCCGGCAUAUCGGUGUGGGACCGGAUACGCUCACUGGUACGCUGGCGGACACAGUGUCCCAGUUCGUGCCCGAUCCCGACGUUGGUGCCGUGAUCGUGGGAUUCGAUGAGCAUUUCAGUUUCGUAAAAAUGAUGAAAGCGGCCUCCUAUUUGAACGAUCCGGACGUACUGUACAUCGGUACCAACACCGACGAACGGUUCCCGACCCCGAACCGUGUCAUUCCCGGCACGGGUAGCAUCGUGCAGGCCGUGACCACAUGUGCCGAGCGGCGACCGAUUGUGAUGGGUAAACCGAAUGCUCAUAUUUGCGACAUCAUUCGCAAGGAGUACCACGUAGACCCGGCCCGGACGCUCAUGAUCGGGGAUCGGUGCAACACCGACAUACUGCUGGGAAAAAACUGCCACUUUCAGACGCUGCUGGUCGAAACGGGAAUCCAUAAUGCGGCGGAUAUUGUCAAGUUUGCCAGCUCCGACGAUCCCGCCACGAAGGCGCUCGUGCCGGAUGUGUACCUUGCGAAGCUGGGUGAUUUAAUGGCUUAUUUUUAGAAAACAAAAAUCCGUUGCGGCAAAGGCAGCCUUACGUUCGCAAAGCGACACAACAAUUGUAUGACAAUUGUAGGCACCAAGACAGGCCACCGACAUGAC